UGCUGGAUGCAUUAGGGCCUUUCCCAACUCGGGUUUCCCAGGAGUACUUCAACGCCACGUGGUUUCCCGGCUGGCCCUGGGGCGACAAGAUCCAUCCCGAUGCAAAUGGCCAUCGCGUCGUCGCUGAGCUGAUCGUGAACUACAUCCAGACUAUCUACCAGCACGCUAACCAGUUCCGUGACCACCCACUGCCGAUGGAGUACGUGCCUCGAGAUCCUAUGUUCAUCGAUGUGAGAUCCAGAGACAUGUAUCUGGACUUGCAGCCCAUCUCACUGACGAGCUACCACUUCAACUUAAGGAAGGUCAAUAAUUCUCCCAUGGACAACGACAACUGCAAGGCGUGGCGAUUUUAUGCUGAUGUCCCAAAUAAGCCAGGCUUCAUUUCAACGACAACUAAUUCGUACUGUCAGUUGUAUCUUCCUCCGAAGGACGUCCAACGGCUAACGCUUGGGGAGGCUCAUGUGGAACUGCUGAAGUCGUACAUGCAUAUGGGCACCGUCGCCGUCACAAUUUUCAGAGGAGUGGCUGGACGCGACGGGACUUCUUGCGCAAGAGGCGAUUUACCGGAUUCCGUACUGGGAUCUCAUACGGUUGAUUGCUUGUGGUCUGAGCCGGUGUCUCUAGCAAAAAUCGAGGUGUUCAAAUUCCAGCUACCGCAGCCCCGGGAUGAUAGAACCUGCUUGAUCCUCGACUUCACCAUCCGAGCCACAAAUCGAGAGAGCAAUAAGAUCAAAGUUCUAGGAUUUUCCCUGUUUUAGACGAUUAACCAGCAGCACCGAAAACGCAAGCCAUUUUACGAGUAAUCGCAUCGCGAUAACGAGUACGUAUUUGUUCGUUCUACCUGAUAGGCAGUUGCGUGUCUUUGAGAGGCGUUACUAUUUCGCAGACGUAAGCGCAGUAAUAGACGGAGCUGAUGUUUGUCUUGCCAUCAUUGUUAAGUUGUGGACAUGUGGUGUGCGAUCGCGCGUGAUGACCCUAAAAUUAGCGCAGGAAUGCAGUUUGCAGUUGGUUCACUGAGGGGUAUUCAAUACUACGAGGGAAGUUCCCUCACUGAAGGCGACCCCCUCGCUGUCAUCACCUCUGGGCCUGUCCAGCGGCACAGGCAGUAA
Volvox carteri f. nagariensis is the source of this 1109-nucleotide messenger RNA. RefSeq lists its product as uncharacterized. The transcript has a single exon. Lineage: Eukaryota; Viridiplantae; Chlorophyta; Chlorophyceae; Chlamydomonadales; Volvocaceae. Bases 195 to 758 code for a protein of 187 amino acids. The record is from RefSeq and is a predicted model, not a curated record.